AUGGAUUCUGGAGAGAGCGAGUACCGAUGCUUCGUCGGAGGUUUAGCUUGGGCCACCGAUGAUCAAUCUCUCGAAAGGACUUUCAGCCAGUUUGGAGAUGUUAUCGACUCCAAGAUCAUCAUGGAUCGUGAGACGGGAAGGUCAAAAGGGUUUGGAUUCGUGACUUUCAAAGAUGAGGAAUCGAUGAGAGCUGCGAUUGAGAGGAUGAAUGGUCAAGAACUCGAUGGUCGUAAUAUAACCGUCAACGAGGCUCAAGCUCGCGGUAGUCGUGGCGGUAACGGCGGUGGAUAUAACCGAGGAGGAGGCGGUUACGGAGGUGGUAAUUAUGGAGGCGGUGGCUAUGGAAGUGGUGGCUAUGGAAGUGGUGGCUACGGAGGUAGACGUGAUCAAGGUGGAUACAGCCGUGGCGGCGGCGGAGGAGGAUACGGUGGUGGUUAUGGAGGUGGACGUCGUGAAGGUGGUUACGGUGGUGGCGGUUACGGUGACGGCGGAGGUUACAGUGGCCGAUCUGACGGAGGAAACUGGAGAGAAUGA
Messenger RNA from Microthlaspi erraticum, 534 nucleotides. NCBI's taxonomy places the organism in Eukaryota, Viridiplantae, Streptophyta, Magnoliopsida, Brassicales, Brassicaceae. The record is from the annotation of a GenBank genome assembly.